This is a messenger RNA of Musca vetustissima, 464 nucleotides long. RefSeq names its product galactose-binding lectin l-1. The transcript has 3 exons. The record is from RefSeq and is a predicted model, not a curated record. The coding region runs from base 1 to 435 and encodes 144 amino acids. Gene Ontology annotation, molecular function: carbohydrate binding. NCBI's taxonomy places the organism in Eukaryota, Metazoa, Arthropoda, Insecta, Diptera, Muscidae.
AUGCCAGCAAUUGCCUAUACCACCAACAUUGUUCCCAAUGUCCUGCGACGGGGCGAUAAAAUCCGAAUAAAAGGAAUUUUGAAUGAAAAUGCCCAGGAAUUCUCGAUAAAUUUCGUCAAUGAGAUUUGUAAAAAUCCCGACUUCAUAACCUAUCAUUUCAAAUGGAUAUUGGACGAGCAUGUUAUCGUUGAGAAUUACAAGGAUAAUGGCAGUUGGGUGGAUCAUCAAGAACAGGAUUACGACUCAUUAGAUGGUUCAGUAUUCGAAUUAGAAUUUGCAUUCCAAGAUGGUGUUAUCGAUGUUUACAAAAUCUUUGAUAAUAAACCAAAUCGUAUAACAACAUACGAGCCAUAUUUCGAACUGUCCGAAAUUCAGGCAAUACAGGUGUGGGGCGAUGUAAAGAAAAUAAGUGAAUUGACGUUUAAAUAUGCGUAGAAGAAUGCAAAACGAAAUCAAAAAACAAA